Molecule: messenger RNA, 4863 nt
Organism: Charadrius vociferus (killdeer)
Lineage: Eukaryota; Metazoa; Chordata; Aves; Charadriiformes; Charadriidae
Gene: MROH1
Product: maestro heat-like repeat family member 1
Exons: 43
Coding region: 1-4863 (1620 amino acids)
Cellular component (GO): cytoplasm
Source: RefSeq, a predicted model, not a curated record
AUGACGGAGUCACGGAUAAAACGGCUUGCUACGACAUUGAUGGACGCCACAACAGAUAAGGACCCGCUGGUGCAGGAGCAGAUCUACAAUGCUUUGUGCUACCUGGGGGAAUCUGAGCCAGAGGAGAUCCUCAACUCCUGUGAUGAGUAUCUCCGGCAGCACGAUAAGCUGGGCUACCCUCACCGCGUGAUCAUCCUGAAGGCAAUGGAAACUGUGGUGAAGAACAACAUUGCUCUCUUGGACAAAAGCACAGCGAAGGUGGUUAUCUUCCUGGCGUCUAAUGAAAUGACCAAGUCAAAGGAGGUGAUCCGGGACUGGCAGCAAGCCGCGAGCAACGUCCUUGUUGCGGUGGGGCAGCGCUUCAUCAACAAGGUGAUGGAGGAGGUGCUCACCAAAUUUCAGCCGGGGAUCCUGCCGCACUACUUUGUCAUGCAGACAUUUGCAAACCUCUCUGUGUCAAACGUGUUCGGAAUGGUGCCUUUUCUCAACUCCAUCCUCGGGACGAUGCUGCCCAUGCUGGGAAUGGCCAAACAGGACCACAUGAAGUCUGUCUUCUGCUACGCUCUGCAGCACUUCAGCGAGAGCAUCCAGGAGUACCUGGCGAACUUGGACAAGGCCCCGGACCCCACGGUCAGGAAGGACACCUUCUCAAACGAGAUCUUCAGUGCGUACGAAGUGCUCUUCAACAGCUGGCUGCAGCACCGGGAAGCCAAGCUGAGACUGGCCGUGGUGGAGGCUAUGGGACCUAUGAGUUACCUGAUGCCCAGUGAAAAGCUGGAGGAGCAGCUCCCUAAGCUGAUUCCGGGCAUCCUCGCCCUCUACAAGAAGCACACGGAGGCCUUCUACAUAUCCAAGAUCUGUGCUCCUGCGGAUCCGUCUGUCCCCCUGACUGUUAAAAAUCACACUGAGGUCCUUCGAUGCUUCACCGUCCUGGCCUGCUCGUUCCCUGACCGCGUGCUGGCCUUCCUCCUCCCCAAGCUGGAGAGCAGCAACGAGAGGACCCGUGUGGGGACGCUCCUCAUCAUGAGGCAGAUCAUCAACAGCGCCCCCUCUCAAAUGGAGAUUAAAAAGCCCUUUAUUCUUUCAUCUAUGAAACUUCCUCUGCAAGACAGCAAUAAUAAGGUGAAGCGGGCCCUGGUGCAGGUGAUCAGCGCCAUGGCUCACCACGGCUACCUGGAGCAGCCCGGCGGGGAGGCGAUGAUGGAGUUCCUUGUCCGCCAGUGCGCCCUUCCCUCGGAUGCGCCCAAAAAGCAGCCGCCGGAUGCCGAUGACCUCACUAGUGACAGCGUCCAGAGCAUCAGCGUCAAUACGCUCUUUCUCCUUAGCACCACCGUUGACAGGAUGAACAACGUCCUCUGGCCAUACCUCCUGGAGUUUGUGACUCCCAUACAGUUCACCAACGCCCUGACCCCGCUCUGCAAGAGCCUCAUGUAUUUGGCCGUGAAGAAGCAAGAGGAGGGAGAAAACGCGUCCCUGAUCCGUUACGACCUGAACGCAAACCUUCCUUCGCCCUAUGCUCUAACGACGCGACUGCUGGUUGUAUCGUCCCAGCCGUACGCAGGAGACUGCCGGGGGAUGGCUGCCCUGCGUCUGCUCAACGUACUGCAUUACAGCGUCCACCCCGCGCUGGACCAGCUUUGGAGCAAGCAGGUUCCUCUCUUGGUGGAGCACAUAGAAGAGAACACGGAGAAGUCCCUGUCCCAGAAGGAGUGGGAGGAGAAGCUGCUGCUGUUCCUCCAGGAGACGCUGGCGGCCGUGUCUGACAGCGCAUGGAUUUGCCAUUUUGUGACGGAGAUGUGCAGGCAGCUGAACAACUACAACGGCUUCCCGCCGGAGAAGAACUUCCUGUAUAAAUGCAUCGGGACGACGCUUGGGGCGUGUGCCAGCAAAGACCUCGUGCAAAAGCAGCUCCAGGAGCUCCUGGAAACAGCCAGAUACCACGAGGAGGCAGAAAGAGAGGGGCUUGCUUCCUGCUUUGGGAUAUGUGCAAUAAAUCACCUGGAGGAAACCCUGGCCAAGCUGGAAGAUUUUGUUAGGUCUGAUGUCUUCAAGAAAUCCGUGGGACUGUUCAGUAUCUUCAAGGACCGUAGUGACAACGAAGUGGAGAAAAUAAAGAGCACUCUCAUCCUCUGCUAUGGAUACGUGGCUGUGUACGCGCCGAAGGAGCUGGUGCUCUCCAGGAUUGAAGCAGACAUCCUGAAGAACAUCUUCCAGUACUUUAACACCAAGGUUCUGGGAAUAAAGGUAGAAACCAAGGACCUGACCCUGAAGCUGUGCCUCAUCCGCACCAUCUGCAUGAUCAGCCAAGCCAUCUGCAACGGUGUGAAGUGUGGAGACUUCAUCUUCUCCCGCAAAGCUGAGCUGGUGGCCCAGAUGGUGGAGUUCAUAAAAGCAGAACCACUGGAGGCCAUGCGGACGCCGGUUCGCCAGCGAGCGAUGAUCACCUGCACUUACCUGGUCGUCCUGGAGCCCCACCUCAGCGACCCCGACAGGACAGAGCUGAUCGAUACCUGCCUCGCUAGCGUGCUCGCCCUCCCACCGCUGGACCCGGGGAGGGAGAGGGAUGAGAACGGAGGCAAUGUCUUACACAAGGAGGUGCUGUAUGGUGACACCAUCAGUGCCCUUAAAGACCUGCUGAAGAGUCUCCUGCAGAGGAACUUGACCCCGCACGGGCUGCAGGACAUGUUUGCGCAUUUAGGGCCCUGGAUCAAGUCGAACAAGGAACACGAGCGGCAGCGAGCGGUGGAGGUCAGCGCCGCGUUGCUGGAUUUCUACCUGAGCAAGCUGAACGUUAGCACCGUCAUCCCCUUCUACAACCUCGGCGUCCUGAUCGCGCUCUUCUCCCCGCGCUGCUCGGACUCCCUGGCCAGUGUUCGCCAGCACGCUGUCGACUGCGUCUACUGCCUGCUCUACAUCCAGCUCUGCUACGAAGGUUUUGCCCGGGAUCACAGAGAUGAGAUGGUGGAGGGCCUGAAAGCUCUGAAGAAAGGCCUGGAGGAGCCGAACUUCACCAUUCUCUUCCAUACCUGCAACAACAUCGCCAUGGUGAUCGGGAAGCGUGUCCCUCCGGACCAGCUGAUGAGCCUCCUGCUCGCCAUGUUCGAGGGGUUGGCGGACCCCGAUAAGAACUGUUCCCGAGCAGCCACCGUCAUGAUCAACUCCCUCCUCAAGGAGCGCGGCGGCGUCUUGCAGGAGAAGGUGCCCGACAUCAUGAGCAUCAUCCACAGCAAGCUGGAGGAGGUGGACGAGGAGCACAUCCGGAAGGCGGCCCAGCAGACGGUUUAUAUCCUGGCCUCCCAGCACAAGAGCAUGGUGGUCUCCAGCCUGCUGGGCAGCGCCCUGCCCUUCGACAGCCACACGUGCGCCAUGUGGAGGGCCCUGGCCACCGAGCCCACCCUCACCUCGCAGAUCCUGGAGCAGCUCCUGGAGAAGGUCAACAGGGACGUCCCCUACAAGGAGAGCAAGGGCUUCCCGCUGCUGGGGAGCGGAUCCGAGCGCGUCGCCACCCCUCUGCCCCUGGCCGCCACAUGUGCUUUGUAUGAGAUCAUGUCUGCUCCGGAGUCUGGGGCGGCAGUGCUGGGACUCUACCCGCCGUUGUUUGUGACUCUCCUGCUGCGCCUCAGCUGCACCGUGGGUGUUCAGCUACCGAAGAACCUGCAGAGCAGGGAGAGGAGGAGCAGCAGCCACGGUCUGCUCGCUCGGGGGCUGACCCCCUGCGUUUGUGCUGUGGAAACGCUGAAGGUCAUGCUGGCCCGGGGGGGCAGUGAGGAGGUCGCCAGGGCCGUGGGCAGUGCCGGUGGCUGGGAGCUGAUGGCAAGUCCAGAGAGGCACCACGAUGGGAUCGCUGUGCUCGCCGGCGCCAUGGCGCGACACGCCGGCCCCCGGCUGCCCCUGAUCGUGAAGAACCUCAUCCCAACGCUCAACAGCGUCUUCGACAGCCAGAGGAUCACCACCACCGCCUUCUUCGCCGAGCUUCUCAACAGUAACGUGGUGAAUGACCUGAUCCUGCUGGAGACCAUGAUGGAUAACAUGAUGGGGAGGCAGAAGGACACCUGCACGUUGGUGCGGAUGCUGGCACUGCGAGGACUCGGCAACAUCGCCUCUGGCUCACCGGAAAAGGUGAGGAAGCACGGGGCCAAGCUGCUGGCGUCCAUGGUCAACGGCAUGGAUGACAAAGACGACCCCCACAACCUGGUUGCGCUGGAGGCCAUGUCCAGUCUCUCCAAGCUCCUGGAUCACGUGGAGGAGAGAGACAUCCAGUCCAUGCUCCUCCACAUCGCCAUCCGGAUCCGGCCCUUCUUCGACAGCGAGCAGCCUGACCUCCGCCAGUCGUCCAUCGUCCUCUUUGGCAACCUGACCAAAUUCAGCGAAGACAACUGUGAAGUCUUCUUUGAGCAGAUCCUCAACGGGCUGGUGACGCUGCUGCUGCACCUCCAGGACCCGAAGCCGGAGGUUGUCAAAGCCUGCAAGUUCGCUCUGCGCAUGUGUGGCCCCAGCAUGGGCUGCGAGGGGCUCUGCGACAUGUUCCUCAACCACCUGCGGGAGGACAGGAGUCUGCACUACGGCGAGUUCAUGAACAACGUCUGCAAACACCUGAUGCAGAGCUACCCGGAGAUGCUUAACCGCCUCAUCUCAACCAACCUGUUCUACUUCAAGAGCAACUGGGUGGACAUCCGGGCGGCUGCGCCCAUGUUCAUCGGCUUCCUUGUGCUGCACGUGGACGAAGACCAGUGUCAGCAUGUGGACCUGGACCAACUCAUUUCGGGAAAAACUACCUGGAUUGUUUUCUUACUACUGGGAGCUGUUCCAGGCGUUAGGAAAAAGGUGGCAGAGACGCUGGGCCGCCUCGUCAGGAUCCUGUGA